GGCAGGGACGCGAGGGUGGGCGGCCGUGGGAGACCCGGUUGCUGGGGCCGCGGGGGCCGUUGGGAGCUCGGGCUGGACCGCCCCUGCCGGUAACCGCCGGUGGCUCCCGCCAUGAGCGGUGGCGCCCGGCGCUGCUGCAGCACCAGGAACAGCGGGGCCACCGUCCUCAGCUCGCCGCCCUCUGGGGGCGAGGACCCCCUCAGCCCCUCCACAGGCUCCCCGCUCUCCCUCGCGUCUCGCUCCAGCUCCCCGGGCUGUGAGGAGGAGGAGCGGGUGGCGGCCUCCCGGAGCCUGGCAGGCGAUAGGAAGGCUGAAUGCUCUGAAAUAGCAGGGGGGAGAAAAGUGUCACCUUUGAAAGAUAACCUUUCGCCAUGGGAAGAGUGGUUCAUUGGCAAAGAGAAGGAACUGCGUGCCCGCUUACAAGCUAGAGCUGCAGAGGAAAUGAAUAUACAGCUUGAGAAAAUGAAGCAAUAUCAAGAAUGUGAAAGAAGAAAAAGGAUAGCUGAAGAGAAACACAAGGAAUGGGUCCAGAAAAAAAGAGAAGAGGAAAGAAGAGAAAGGAAACGAAAGCUGAGCAAAGAAAUGGCGGAAAAAGCGACAAGGGAACUAGAAAAAAUGCAGUUACAAGAAAAGGCUGACAUAAAGUAUAAAGAAUGGUUAAAGAAGAAGAGAGCUGAGGAGGCAGAAAAGAAGGAAAAGGAGAAGGAAAAAGAAAAAGAACGGGAGGCUGAGCUAAAGGAGAAGAGAACAAGAUCGGAGAAAAUCUUUAAGGAAUGGCUGCAAAAUGCUAGAAAUAAACCACAGCCUGCUUUAUAUAGUUAUGGUUUCCCACAUGGGAAGUCUACAGGGAGUGCUGAUAGAAAUUUGUAUCCGGCUCCAGCAUAUUGUAACCCCAUUCCUUGGAAACCAGUACAUGUGCCUCCCCCAAAGGAAGACAGUUUUCUUACCUUGAAGAAGAGUAUGGGACCUGUAUCUUGUCAGCCUUGUGCAUCUUUACCAAUGGUGAUUUCGAAGCCCAAGAGCAACCCUUGUAUUGGAUCUCUGUGCAGAAAGAAGUUAUAGUUCAGAAAAAGUGUUCUUACAAUCUUGAGCAAACUGGGCCAUAACUGUGAAGUUCUAUGUAGUUACAUGUCCAAAGCAGAUUGCUUUGUGCCUACUUCUUUUUUUUCCAUUUUUGUGAGCAGGCUUUGUGUUUACCACUAAUCGACCAAUCAGGCUUUUUAUGUUUUUUCUAUAUUGCAUUUUAGUUUUAAAAAAAAAGGAAAAGAUAAAUUGUAAUGGGACUGUAACUCAAUACCAAUAAAAUGCACAGGAUUGUUUCUUCCUUUUC
Molecule: messenger RNA, 1330 nt
Organism: Corvus hawaiiensis (hawaiian crow)
Lineage: Eukaryota; Metazoa; Chordata; Aves; Passeriformes; Corvidae
Gene: CCDC34
Product: coiled-coil domain containing 34
Exons: 6
Coding region: 112-1062 (316 amino acids)
Source: RefSeq, a predicted model, not a curated record